Messenger RNA from Ciona intestinalis (vase tunicate), 1845 nucleotides. NCBI's taxonomy places the organism in Eukaryota, Metazoa, Chordata, Ascidiacea, Phlebobranchia, Cionidae. The record is from RefSeq and is a predicted model, not a curated record.
GAAAAUAUGGUGUUAGGUGCUAACGGUGUCCAUUUUACCCUACAGCAUGAACAACAGAUAAAUUGCACUAAAAUGAAGUUGCCAGUGUUAUUAGUCUUAUGCGCUAUAAUGCCUGCCGUGGUAAUAAGUUGCGAAAUGCCGCGAGAAAUACCGCCAGAGAUGAUAGGAAUCGAUCCAGCAAGAUGGGCUCGAUUAAGACAACAGCAAAUUCUUAAAGGCGGAUGCCGUAAGGCGGGUAUGAGCCAAUGCUCGAUGACGAUCACAGUUGCAGAGAGAUUAAACGGAACAUGCAUGAUACUAAACAGAGAACCUACAUGUGUACAAUAUACACCGAGUAUGAAUCGCAAAAUAACAAGUCACAUUUCUACCAAUCACCCACAAUGCAUAAACAUGACUGUGACGUCACAGAGAAAUUUACACAGGAAUCUGCAGCGCCACCAAGGGAGAAGUUUUAGCGAGUUAUAUACUAAUGCUGGCAGAAUCCCGAACGGCGAGGAGGGUCAUAUACGGAUACCGUGUUCGUUUGAACGGGACGUGGUACGUCAAAGACACGGCCAUUGCCGACUUUUAAGGGGUUACCGUUACGCUUGUGUGAGCUCCUAUCCUAACAGCUACACGGUUAUUGGACAUAGAGAAUGCAGGCAUAUUUUACGCCGCCCCUAGACGGCGUAAGAGAGAACGAUAUUGUAUAUAGUACUUGGUUGGGGUAAGAUGGUCAGUGUUCUUUUUUUUUACUGUCCCAUUUCGUGGAUUGUUUACAGAAUUAUGUAACUGUGUUCUUAAGAAAAUUCUUAAGAGGUAAAACGGCGCUGGUUAUAAAGGAAUAUAGGAUUAGAAAAUAUGGAACGUUUUGUGCUAAUGCACCUAAAGGUAUCCAUCUUACCCCUUACCAGCACUAUACAUAUUUAUAAACACCUAAUUUUAAAAAUGAAACAAUUUGGUUUAUGCUACACGGAAAUACCAUCUUAAAUACGAGUUAAUUCUCAAUUUUGAACAUUUUUUCCAAAAAAUACACUGCUGUACAUAUGUGUUGCUUUAAUAAGAAUCAAUUCCGAUUUUUGUUUAUACAAAUCUCUUUUAUUUCUGUUUGAAAUCAAGAAAUCAUUUAUCUCUUUGAGAAAAAACGAUGCGAUACAAAUGCUUCACGCGCUCCCUGUCACGAAUAAAAUUUACACAAGAACUGCUGGAACUUUUAAGUUUUUGGGCAACACUGAACAGUAGCAGUUAUAGUGUGUGCAGUGUUGCCCUUAUUGAAAAAUAAAAUGGAAACACUGGCCGGAACAAAAAUUAUUUACGACGAAUGGAACUGUAGGUGUUGUUUAUCGGGCAGUGCUGCCGAAUUGAAAAGCAAAAUUGGAAACACUGGCCGGAACGAGAAAUAUCUGGAACUUAAUUGAGAGCGAAAAAUUGCACGAUGGCUCAGUAACAAUCCGCUAGACAGCGCUACUGAGAUGCUGCUGCAUAUUAAAUCGUACCAAAGGUAAAAUGGGGGGAAAACGACGAUAAAUGAGACUAAGUCUAUAUACCUUGUAGGUUAUAAAGCACAUUUAACUUUUAGAAAGUAUAACAUAACGUUACGUGGCCAUUGUGAUACGACCACAAUUUUAAAUCUGAAAAAAACGGGAUCAUUCAUACGUUUCGGUUAAUAAAAAGCUAAAACUACGUUUUAGAAUACAUCUAGUGUUAGUACACAAUGUUAACUUUGGUUAAAAUCGUGGCUGCUUUAAAAUAAAAUCGUGGAAUUUAAAAUUAGCUGUUUUUUAAGGAAACUAUUAUUAAUGAGUGAAUUUUGUAAGAUUUUUUAAAAGGUUUUUGAAAACAAACUUAUUUCCUAAUGAAAUAAAA